Corylus avellana is the source of this 519-nucleotide messenger RNA. Lineage: Eukaryota; Viridiplantae; Streptophyta; Magnoliopsida; Fagales; Betulaceae. The record is from RefSeq and is a predicted model, not a curated record.
AUGGAUCAAAGUUUGAGGGAUGCUGCUGAGCAAGGAAGUAUUGAUGCCUUGUAUGCAUUGAUACGGAGGGAUGCAAAUGUGUUGGAAAAGAUCAAUGAAAUUCAAUUUGUUGAGACUCCUUUGCACAUAGCUGCUUCUGCAGGGCACACCAAGUUUGCCAUGGAGAUCAUGAGGUUAAAACCCUCAUUUGCUAGGAAGCUUAACCAAGAUGGCUUCACCCCCAUUCACCUUGUUCUGCAAAAUAACAAAACCCGACUGGUGUACCAACUAGUUGCUGUUGAUAAAGACCUUGUUCGUGUCCAAAGAAGGGAAGGUGUGACUCCUUUGCAUUAUGUAGCUCAAAUAGGAAAUCUUGAUCCUCUGGCUGAAUUUCUAGUUUCCUCCCCCAUGUCUAUAAAAGAUGUAACAAUUCAAAGAGAGACUGCUCUUCAUAUUGCCCUCAAUAACAAACACCUACAUGCUUUUGAGCUUCUUAUAAGAUGGCUUCAUUGGAUCACAAUUAAAGAUGCCUCAUUCUAG